This is a messenger RNA of Lontra canadensis (Northern American river otter), 1537 nucleotides long. RefSeq names its product G protein-coupled receptor 35 (gene GPR35). Gene Ontology annotation, cellular component: membrane. Gene Ontology annotation, biological process: phospholipase C-activating G protein-coupled receptor signaling pathway; positive regulation of Rho protein signal transduction. The record is from RefSeq and is a predicted model, not a curated record. NCBI's taxonomy places the organism in Eukaryota, Metazoa, Chordata, Mammalia, Carnivora, Mustelidae. The coding region runs from base 167 to 1084 and encodes 305 amino acids. Gene Ontology annotation, molecular function: G protein-coupled receptor activity. The transcript has 2 exons.
CCUGGAGCUCUGUGCAGUGACUCAGCGGCCAAGUUCACUUCCCUAGAAGGCCCAGCUGCACAUGGCAAGGAUGCACAUUUUGUCAUCAGCGGAGUAGCCCCAAGUGUCCAGAGGGGUGGAGGACCAGGAGGAAGAGGGAGCACGUGGGCUCUGCAGCAGCGGGACCAUGAGCAACAGCACCUGUGUCUCCAAACAGCUCACCUGGCCCCCCUUGGUCAAGACCGUCCUCUCUACCUACACGGGGCUGCUGCUGGGUCUGGGGCUGCUGCUCAAUGGCCUGGCGCUCUGGGUGUUCUGCAGCCGUAUGCGGCGGUGGACUGAGACCCGCAUCUACAUGGUCAACCUGGCAGUGGCCGACUUCUGCCUGCUCUGCGCCAUACCCUUCUUCCUACACUCCCUGAAGGAGAGGACCACAGACACGCCCUUCUGCCAGCUCUCCCAGGGUGCCUACCUGGCCAACAGGUACAUGAGCAUCAGCCUGAUCACAGCCAUCGCCGUGGACCGCUAUGUGGCCGUGCGGCACCCGCUACGUGCCCGGGCACUCCGCUCCCCUCGUCAGGCUGCGGCUGUGUGCGCGGCGCUCUGGGCACUGGUGGCCGGCUUGCUGGGGCUGCGCUGGGCCCUGGGCAUGCAGGAGGGCGGCUUCUGCUUCUCGAAUGCGUCCCGGCAAAGCUCCAACACCAUGUUCUUCUCCCUGCUGGGCUUCUUCCUGCCGCUGGCCGUGCUGGUCUUCUGCUCCCUGCGCGUGGUCACUGCCCUGGGCCAGAGGCCGACAGCCACCCCGGACCAGGCAGAGGCGACCCGGAGGGCCACCCGCAUAGUCUGGACGAACCUGGCUGUGUUCGUGGUCUGCUUCCUACCCAUUCACGUGGUGCUGAUGGUGGUCGUGGCCACGAGCUUGAACACCUCUGCCAUCUGCUAUGCGCUCGUCAUCACAGGCAAGCUCUCGGAUGCCAACUGUUGUCUGGACGCCAUCUGCUACUACUUCAUGGCCAAGGAUUUCCAGGAGGCGUCUUCACUGGCCUCGAUGCCCAUUGCCAAGGCCCACAGGAAUGAGAACUCCCUCUCUGUGACCCUUGCCUAGAACAAGUCGUGGACACAUGGGCCAGGUCCCAGGCUCUCCGGGAGGCCCUGCCUUCUGGGGCAUCCCUGAACUCACUGUGGCCGUUGGGCAUGCUCCAGGAGCCUGGCAGGGUGGAAAGGGUGCGGGCACGGACCCUGAGGCAGAGUUGUCCCAACCCCUGGGAUGGAAGAGGGUCAGGACCAGAGCAGGAGGCCUGAAGGCUGAGUGAGGCCAAUCUUGGACAGGGCCAACCCUGGAGCGCUCAGAGUCUGGUACCCCUGGGGUACUGGAGUGCAUGCUUGCUCUGUGCUGUGAGGCCUCAGUGGGCAGCCUUCUGCUGUCCCCCAGGGCUGGGCCUGGACUGUCAAGGCUGUGUGAGUGCAGUGCACGUGUCCCCCACGCUCUCAUGGUGGGAGGCUGGGGUGUCUUUCUAGGUGGAUCUCAAGGACUCUCCAUCCAGGGGCUCUCCUUGGG